AGAAAGCUAAACCAAAAGCCAAGAAGAAGGAAGAACCAAGUUCUAUUUUCCAAAGGCAACGGGUAGAUGCUUUGCUUUUAGACCUAAGACAAAAGUUUCCACCCAGAUUUGUUCAGCAAAAGCCUGGAGAAAAGCCUAUCCCAGUGGAUCAAAUCAAGAAGGAACCAGAACCAGCCCCUGAAGCUGUCAAGCCAGAGGAAAAAGAGACUGUAAAGAAUGCUCAGCAGAGUGCUGGCGCUAAAGGACCACCUGAAAAACGGAUGAGACUCCAGUGAGAGGACAAGUUGUUACACGUCUGGAUUAGUCAGUACCUGGAAAGCGGGAGAUUCUUGCUCCCCUUUAUUUAUAUUUAAGCUCUUCAACUAGACUGACGAUUCAGGGACUGAAGUCCCCGUAACAGCUUUUUCUGUAUAAACCUGUCACGCAAACGUUAAUGUCAGGAUGUGAGCUGCCUCAAAGAGGUUUUCAGCCUUCAUCUUAUUUUGAACGUUGGCUUCUGAGAAUCGUUUUUUAAAUGGAUGUAUUUUGCAGCCUCUUGAAAUCUUUACAAACUCUUGCAUCCCUUGUGUCUUAGUUUCCUAUGUAAAAGCAAAACUUUUAUAUGUUAAAAAAAUAAAUCUGAGUUCUUGGUAAAUAAAACCUGCUGGAA
Molecule: messenger RNA, 649 nt
Organism: Tauraco erythrolophus (red-crested turaco)
Lineage: Eukaryota; Metazoa; Chordata; Aves; Musophagiformes; Musophagidae
Source: RefSeq, a predicted model, not a curated record